Clonostachys rhizophaga is the source of this 1077-nucleotide messenger RNA. The record is from the annotation of a GenBank genome assembly. NCBI's taxonomy places the organism in Eukaryota, Fungi, Ascomycota, Sordariomycetes, Hypocreales, Bionectriaceae.
AUGGCACACAGGGCAGAAAUCCGCCAACAGCCUCCCACAGCAUUCAUCACCGGUGCUAAUGGUUAUAUCGGGGCGGCCGUAUGCAAAGCUUUCGUCAGGGCUGGCUAUCGCGUCUUCGGACUUGUUCGCAGGCCGGAGUCGGCUGCUGAUCUCAUUCGCAACGAAAUCAUCCCCGUCGUUGGCUCGUUGGACGACUUGAGUUUCCUGGAACAGCUGUACAUCGAGGCCCCUACAUUCGACGUUAUUAUAAAUAACAUUGAAGGGUUCGGAGACUACGAGGUCCUUUUCACCAAGAUCAGUGCUCUCGUCAAAGAACUCGCCACAAAAAGCAACGCCAAUGGUGUCAAACCACUACUUCUAUGGAGUUCGGGUUGCAAAGACUACCCUCUUUCGCCCUUUCACGGGGAUGCACACCUCUCCCCGCUCACAGAAGAAUCUCCCAUCCUUUCUGCUCUUCCACCGGCACGCGUAAGGGCGGAGACAUCUCUCCGAGUGUUUGAUCUGCAUGAGAUAGUUGAUGCCAUCAUUAUUCGCCCAACCUCAGUGUACGGAUACUCCAGCAGCUACUACGGGUUCGUCCUAGACCAUGUGAAGAACGAGAAAGCAAGAGGCGCCAAUGUCUUGCGCAUUCCUGGCAACCCUAAUAGCAUAAUGCACUCCCUUCACGUGGACGACUGCGCCGAAGCAUACGUUGCACUUGCACAGCAUCCUCGACGUGAUGAAGUCGCCGGGCAAGCAUUCAACAUCUCUGGAUACCGAUAUGAGACUGCAGGCGAGACGGCUUCGGCACUUGCCCAGGAAUAUGGGCUCAGCGGUGGUGUCGAGUUCAUCCCGAUCGGAGAUGCACAAGGCAAAGGUGCCAAGCUUGCGAACCAAGGGGCUCUUUCCCUCGUAUUCUACUUCUCGCAGUGGGUCGGCUCUGACAAAAUCAGAAAGGUGACAGGUUGGACGGAUAAGCGAGGUUUAUUUUGUGAGAACCUCCAUGUCUACAGGCUGGCGUAUGAGGCUGAGCAGCAAGGAGGUCAUGAGAACAUCAAUUUGAUCAACAAUAGGAUUCAUCUAAUUAACCAGAGUUAG